Molecule: messenger RNA, 1756 nt
Organism: Pectinophora gossypiella (pink bollworm)
Lineage: Eukaryota; Metazoa; Arthropoda; Insecta; Lepidoptera; Gelechiidae
Product: organic solute transporter alpha-like protein
Exons: 7
Coding region: 201-1268 (355 amino acids)
Biological process (GO): transport
Molecular function (GO): transporter activity
Source: RefSeq, a predicted model, not a curated record
ACAAGCGUCCAGUAUAGGCCGCACAGCUGUAGCCACUGCGCGUCUUUAUUCCGCGCCGUGAAAAAAGAAAACAAAUCCGCGCGCUUUUCGGAAUUUAAAAACAAAAAUGUCAAAAUGCUGAGAUCGAAAACUUUGUUCUGAAUUCGAAAAUAAAUAGUGUUGUAUAUAUUUUUUAAUAUUUAGAAAGUAAAAUAGUGACCAUGGAUCCUUUACGUGAAGCCAGUGGAUCCCACAUAGUGGCUCCGAGGCAUAUUAUAAACGAACCACCUCUGCCUGAAGUAGACAAUGCUCUGAAUACUACAGUUUUGUGCUAUGAUCUCACGAUUCAGCCUGAUUUCCAGACAUAUUUUGAAGCCCUGCAUCCGUACGCGUGGGUGUUAUGGGGUACAGCCCUGGCGGUGGUGGUUGUCAUAUGUCUCCUGUUCACCGCCACGCUGCGAGCGGCGCGGCAGCACUGGGCGGAGUGCGGCUCUAACUUGACCGUCGUUUUAGCUGUCUACCCUCUGGUGGCGAUAUCAGGGUUGGUGGUGCUGGCGGUGCCGCGGGCUCGCCUGCUGGCGGAGGCGGCGGCGCAGCAGGCCGUCAUGGUGGGCAUGUACCACCUCUACCACAUGCUGCUGGCAGAAGCUGGCGGCCCGGGGAAACUUGCCAGACGCGCUGGGGACUCUCGGCUGGAGACCAGAGUCCUGCCAUGCUGCUGCUGGCCGUGCUGUGUCAUCCCCAGACCCGUGCUCGACCUACGAAGCCUGGAGUGGCUGCGGUACUUAGUGUUGCAGCUGCCGAUAGUUCAGGGGAUUAUUUACUCCAUCAUUCUGGUGUUUAGCGCGGAAGAUAUGAAUCUCUACCUACGGAGCUUCAUCUUCUUCCAGCCGUUUGUGGUGGUAUCCAUCCUGUCAGGGGUGUGGGGCAUCAACAUGAUGGUCAGGACAUGCGAGGCUUCAGGUCUGUCAUGCAGGCCCCGGUUCCUGGCUCUACAGCUAUUGCUCAUCGUGGUCAAAGUCCAAUGCGGCAUCGCUAAGACCUUGCCUGAGAUGGUAACCUUACCGUGUGUCCUCAAUUUGAAUCCGGCCGUCGUUGUUCACAUGAUCCAGUACAGUAUAAUGAUCGUGGAGACGCUGGCGCUGUCAUUAUGGGCGUGGAGGCUGUACCGUGCGCCGGCGACGGCAGGGGAGGGGGGGAAGGUGCGCCAGGUUGUGGUGGCCGUGCUGGAUGACCACCAGAAACCUAACACCAUCGGACGCUCUCUCAGCGCUAAUGGGGCUUUGUAACACUACCACCACAUAAAUGGGUGAUUUUGUUUGUAAUCUUGUCUUGAAGUGGUAAAAUGGUCUAACAGAGAGCUCGGUGAGGUGUGGGUAGGUACGUACUCAGUUCUUGCGAUAGUUGUACCUCUGACUAUCCGAAUUUUAAUAUAGUUGUGACUAAUCGUGAGUCGUCAAUUGGAGUAGUCAGAGAUACAUCCAUCGCAAAAUGAACUAAGUACCCACACCUCACCGAGCUUUCUGAGGUAGGUGGUGAGACGUAUCGCCGUCUAGAAUGGUCGAGCCAACUGUGUAGAAAAAAUGCUGAAACUAAUGAUUAAGUUUCAUAAAAAAUAGAAGUGAUUCUGCCAUCUUGAUGUUUAUAGAAAUACGUGCAAAGAAUGAGCCACCGAAAUUACGUGUAGGUACUUCCGGUGGCGUAGAUUUACCCAAACACGUUUUGUGUUUAUAGCUCUUAUGUGUUAGGAAAAAGAAAGUAGACUUAUCAGUCUAUG